GAGAGAGAGAGAGAGAGAGUGUGGAGUAGGUGUCAGUGAUUCUAGUGGGUUCCUGCAAAAGACCCCACCUCUCUUUUUGUACAAUUUCUGUUUUUUCACUUGAUUUUAUUUUUAUUUUCCAGAACCCACAAACCAGCAGGCCCUGCAGCUCCCUGCAAGGACAAGAUUUUGUUGUACUCUCAUCAGUUUCAUCUUUCUGAUAAGAUUUUUACUACGCAAAAGUAGUGUGUGUUGAAUAAAAAGCCAUUAAACUCUUGUUAGACACAGGUUUCUUCACUGAGAAGUAGGGAAGAGAAACGCUAGAGAUAGAGACAUCCAUAUGAAAGAUCAAAAGUUGCCCAGAUGAGAUUGAGAGUUAUGAUUUAUAUCUGAGAAAAAGACAUCUUCCUCUUCUUGUUUCUACUUGAAAAUAUAUACUUUGACAACAAAGCUUUCAUCUUUUCUCCUUCUUUGUCUCUCGCUUAUGAGCUUGAACUCAGUGUCUUUUUCUGUGGGGUGUCUUCUUUUUUUCUAGUUUCUGCUUUAAUAAAGAUGAAAAUGGUGUGAAAAGAAACUCCUGCAUGGCGAACCACAGAAUUGGAGAGACAGGCUUGUCUGACACAGGCCCUUCAAGUCACCAUCACCAUGUCCCUUAUGUUGCUGCUCUUCAUACCAGUUUCAUCAAUCAACAAGGGUCCACUUUUGAUUUAGGAGAGCUGGAAGAAGCAAUUGUGCUGCAAGGGCUUAAGAUUAGAAAUGAUGAAGCAAAAGCACCUUUAUUCACUUCUGCAGGAAGACCAGCAGCAACUCUGGAGAUGUUCCCUUCUUGGCCAAUGAGGUUCCAGCAAACCCCCAGAGGAAGUGCAAAGUCUGGAGGGGAGACAACAGAUUCAGGAUCAGCACUUAACACUUUUUCAAGCAAGGCUGAGACUCAGCUGGAGCCAGAAUCUCCUAUUAGUAAAAAGGCAUCUUCUUCGGAUCAACUCAGGCUUCAACAGCAGCAUCAACAAGUAGAUAUGUCAAAUGAUACUUCAAGAGCAGGGCCAUUACAGAAUCAAUCACCUGCCAAACAGCCUCAGGAAAAGAGAAAGGGUGCUGGUUCAACUUCAGACAAACCACAAGAUGCUAAGACACUGAGACGUCUAGCCCAGAAUAGAGAAGCAGCAAGAAAGAGCCGUGUGAGAAAAAAAGCUUAUGUGCAACAGCUAGAAUCUAGUAGGAUAAAGCUCACCCAACUAGAACAAGAGCUUCAAAGAGCUCGCUCUCAGGGACUAUUUUUGGGAGGGUGUACUGCUACUGCUGGAAACAUUAGUUCUGGGGCUGCAAUUUUUGAUAUGGAAUAUGCAAGGUGGUUGGAGAAUGAUCUGGGGCACAUGUCAGAGCUCCGAACUGGAUUGAAUGCACAUUUAUCUGACAGCGAUCUUCGGAUUAUUGUCGAUGGAUACAUUUCACAUUAUGAUGAAUUUUUCCGACUAAAAGGUGUUGCUGCAAAGUCUGAUGUGUUGCACUUGACUACCGGAAUGUGGGCAACCGCAGCUGAGCGUUGCUUCUUCUGGAUGGGCGGUUUUAAACCCUCUGACCUCAUUAAGAUGUUAAUGUCACAAUUGGACCCAUUAACAGAACACCAAGUGAUGGGUAUUUACAGCCUGCAGCACUCGUCACAGCAGGCAGAAGAGGCUCUCUCCCAGGGCCUGGAACAGCUCCAACAGUCUCUUACCGAAACCAUUGCCGCCGGGCCUGUCAUAGACGGUAUGCAACAAAUGGUUGUUGCUGUGGGCAAGAUGGCAAACCUUGAAGGCUUCGUUCGCCAGGCUGAUAAUCUAAGGCAGCAAACCCUUCACCGGCUACGACAGAUAUUGACUGUCCGACAAGCAGCGCGGUGUUUUCUUGUGAUCGGAGAAUAUUAUGGACGACUACGAGCUCUUAGUUCGCUUUGGACUUCUCGUCCUCGAGAGACGGCGAUAUGCGAUCAAGAGAACAACUCGUGCCAGACGACGACAGACUUGCAGAUGGUUCAAUCUUCACAGCAUCAUCAUUUCGCAAACUAUUCAGCAAAUGCAAGAAGUUAUCGGCCCUUAUAACAGAUCGACUGAUAGAUUAUUGCUGCAGUUCUUUCCUUCUUUAAUGUAAGAUGUUAGUGAGCGAGGCUGUUGGUGUUGGGUUGGGUAUAUCCAUCAUCCAUAUAUCGUCAAGCUUCUUUUCAGAGAAGAUAGCAACUUUUUUUUUUACUGAUCUAGUUUGAAAAUAUUUAUGUUAUAUAAUUAUAUUUAUCUUGUAAAUGUUUAUCAUUUAUCUUUAAUUAUGUUGAUGAAGAAAGGAGGCUUCUGCUUGGUUCA
Messenger RNA from Mangifera indica (mango), 2315 nucleotides. Its product is annotated as transcription factor TGA9-like. The transcript has 13 exons. Gene Ontology annotation, molecular function: sequence-specific DNA binding; DNA-binding transcription factor activity. Gene Ontology annotation, biological process: DNA-templated transcription; regulation of DNA-templated transcription. NCBI's taxonomy places the organism in Eukaryota, Viridiplantae, Streptophyta, Magnoliopsida, Sapindales, Anacardiaceae. The record is from RefSeq and is a predicted model, not a curated record. Bases 561 to 2060 code for a protein of 499 amino acids.